Messenger RNA from Rotaria sp. Silwood1, 729 nucleotides. Lineage: Eukaryota; Metazoa; Rotifera; Eurotatoria; Philodinida; Philodinidae. The record is from the annotation of a GenBank genome assembly.
AUGUCAUCCUCAGUACUUAUCUUUGGUGCCAGUGGUUAUAUUGGCCUUGGUGUAGCUCUGGCCAUGCGCCGUGCUGGCUAUCAAGUCUAUGGAAUGAUUCGCAAUGAGAAACAUUGUGCUACGUUGAUUCAACACGAGAUUGAACCUAUUGUAGCCUCAUCAUUUGACGAUGUUCAACCAGUUGCUAAUAUUCUUGCCUCAUGUUCAAUUAUUAUUGAUGCUGUUGGAUUCAACCCAAAACUGUCACCUAUACUUUUGGAAGCUGCUCUUCACGCUGGACGUGACCGAACUGAAAAUGGAAAACUAGUACAUUAUGCUCCACUUUUCAUCUUUACAUCAGGCAUUAUGACUUUUAUUCAAGGAAGAAGAGAUAUGCGUUGGAGCUGGGUCCACAUCGAUGAUCUGGCUGAAGGCUAUGUAGCUGUAAUACGAGCUCCACGUAGUGUUGUCGAUGGACAGCUUUACAAUAUUGCCGCUCCGAAUGACAAUCCGACCUACGAAGAAUUACGAACAGCAAUGGCUAAAGCUCAGGGACGAAAAGAGAAAAUUGAGUACAAAGAAGCCGAUGGGAAUGUGCCAUCACGAUGGGAUACGGAUUCAAUCAUCAAUCCAGCCAAAGCUAUGAACGAGUUAGGCUGGCGACCAAGACAUGUGGGCUUUGUUGAAGAAAUUGAUACGUAUUACAAGGCUUGGGCAGCUCACAAAGCUGCUCACAAUGCAGCCAAAUAG